Molecule: messenger RNA, 555 nt
Organism: Bicyclus anynana (squinting bush brown)
Lineage: Eukaryota; Metazoa; Arthropoda; Insecta; Lepidoptera; Nymphalidae
Product: protein D1-like
Exons: 4
Coding region: 1-555 (184 amino acids)
Source: RefSeq, a predicted model, not a curated record
AUGCGAGUACUGCUAGUGUGUGUAGCGGUGGCGCUACUGAGUAGCCCGGUCGAGCUGCGCCCGCGUCGCCGCCGACCCACCGUGGCAGAUGCCUUCAACGACGCGGAAAUUCCUAAAAUCUUGAACAUCACUGCACCCAAAACAAUGCUUGACGUAUGCUAUGAAAACGCAGCCAUCAACCUGGGAAACCAAGUAAAUGCUGGAGACACCAUCGGAGAACUUGAAAUUAACUUCCCCGGUGAACCUGGCUGUCUAUACACCUUAAUCGUACUUAGCACCGCAUCCGCCAGCUCACGUAGUCUGGACCUCUCGACGGGCUGCGAGGUCGUCGACCUUCUCCCCGCCAGCCCCAUCCCUGGCACCGGACCCCACACAUACAUUUUCCUCUUGUUCCAACAGCCAGAUGAAAUCGAUACCUUAGCAGACGAUAUUGUGGCAUUGAACACAGACCGCAUGGCCUUCAAUAUUGCUGAUUUUGUUGAUAACUACUGCCUCCAGUGUCCCGUCGCUGGCAACUUCUUCGUUACGGAGUUCCAAGAUCAAGAUGAUGAUUGA